Aspergillus sclerotioniger CBS 115572 is the source of this 1662-nucleotide messenger RNA. Its product is annotated as putative amino acid permease. Gene Ontology annotation, molecular function: transmembrane transporter activity. The transcript is spliced from 6 exons. The coding region runs from base 139 to 1662 and encodes 507 amino acids. NCBI's taxonomy places the organism in Eukaryota, Fungi, Ascomycota, Eurotiomycetes, Eurotiales, Aspergillaceae. Gene Ontology annotation, biological process: transmembrane transport. Gene Ontology annotation, cellular component: membrane. The record is from RefSeq and is a predicted model, not a curated record.
CCUAAAUGCAAUGCAAUCCCACUUGGUUUGCUUCUCCCUGUUUUCUUUGCAUCUCAUUACCUCAUGCGCUGAUUUCGACCUCUGAUUCCUGGGAGACUGCGUGCUUCAUUGUUCAUUACUCCCUAUCAUCAAGUCGAGAUGGCUGGUCCUAACAAAGGUCCUCGUGCUAUGAGCAUAGAAGAUCCUCCAAUCCCAUCUUCCCAUCAGUAUCGAGGAAAACCACGUCUCGAGCGAUAUUUAGGCUUUCUGCCUAUGCUAGCAUUCGCUGCAACCCUGCAGGCGUCCUGGGAAUCCCUGGGCUCCAGUCUAUAUGCAGGAUUGUUGAACGGUGGUCCAGUCGCAAUUAUAUACGGCAUGAUACUAUCCUUUACUGGCUCUCUGAGUUUAACUCUAUCCAUGGCAGAGAUGGCCUCAAUUAAUCCCGUAGCUGGUGCUCAGUACCACUGGACAUAUGAGCUGGCACCUUUUGCUCCUCGAUUUCUGAGUUUUAUCCAAGGCUGGAUCACGGUCAUAGCAUGGUGGGCAAAUGUCGCCGUCGGGCCAUACUUGGUUGGGACUGAGAUUCAGGGACUCCUUGUGCAGAACUAUCCCUCCUACGUCCCACAAGGCUGGCAUGGGACUCUUCUCGUUUUUGCAGUCUUAGCUCUUCCCCUGUUGGUCAACAUCUUUGCCCGCCGUCUUCUCGCACCUGUCGAAGUACUGUCAGGUGUCAUUCAUAUUCUAUCCUACCCGGCAAUCAUGGUUGUCAUGAUUGUGCUAGGGCAACGCCAUACAAAUGAAUUUGUAUGGACCGAAUUUGUCACUGACCAGAGUGGAUGGCACAACAGUGGGGUUAUAUAUUCCAUUGGCUUGCUAACAGCAGCCUUCGCUCUGAGCAGCUUUGACGGUGUUAUCCACAUGUCAGAGGAAGUCAAUGACGCGCCUAGAGCUGUUCCCCGGGCGAUGGUUUGGGGUCUGGUAUUGAAUGCCAUCCUUGCAUUUGGCUUUGCCAUUGCUUUGCUAUAUACCAUGGGAGAUUUUCAGAAAGCACUGAACUCGGCGACCGGAUACCCCAUUAUUGAGAUAUUUUAUGCUCAGACCGGGUCAAAAGCGGCAGCCAGUGCAAUGAUGCUGCCAAUUCUUCUUUCAGGCUGCUAUUCGUCCUUCAAUGUCCUGGCAUCCGUUAGCCGGCUCACAUGGGCAUUUGCGCGAGAUGAAGGUUUCCCAUUCUCAUCGUUUUUCGCAUAUGUCUCACCCCGGUAUAAGAUUCCUCUCCGAUCCCUUUUCCUAGUCACGACAAUCACGAUCCUAAUUGCAUUGAUCAACAUUGGCUCUUCAGCUGCUUUUAAUGCCGUCUUGUCUCUGGACACCCUCGCCCUUUACAUCUCCUACCUAGUCCCUGUUCUCUUCAUGCUAAUCAAGCGCAUUCACGCUCCGGGUGAUAUUAAUUGGGGUCCAUUUACCUUGGGGAGAUUUGGUAUUCCGAUCAAUGUUUUUGCCGUCCUGUACGGCACUUACAUUACCAUCUUCCUUCCUUGGCCUGAAACCCAACCCGUCACGGCGAGCAGCAUGAACUAUGGUGCUCCGGUGUUUGGCAUUGCUCUGUUAUUCGCAGUGAUUGACUGGUUCGUUCGGGGGCACAAGAAGUGGAAUGGACCCACAGUGAUGCCGGAGCCAAAGUAG